Molecule: messenger RNA, 2106 nt
Organism: Oncorhynchus kisutch (coho salmon)
Lineage: Eukaryota; Metazoa; Chordata; Actinopteri; Salmoniformes; Salmonidae
Product: sodium-dependent serotonin transporter
Exons: 13
Coding region: 80-1861 (593 amino acids)
Biological process (GO): serotonin uptake; amino acid transport; sodium ion transmembrane transport
Cellular component (GO): plasma membrane; synapse; neuron projection
Molecular function (GO): serotonin:sodium:chloride symporter activity; serotonin binding
Source: RefSeq, a predicted model, not a curated record
UUCAGUGCCUCUGAAGCUUGUCAGUUUUUUAAAACUUACCUGCUCAGACGGCGGACUGAGUUUUGAUAGUCUGCCAACCAUGACCCGCCAAGACUCAGCGGCCCCAGCGGGAAGCUUGAGCGUCCAGGGCCCCUCAAACCCCGGUUACAACACCAACCCUGUGCCGGUACCUGUGAUCACACAGACGGACACACGAGACAAAUGGAGCAAAAAGAUGGAUUUUCUUUUAUCAGUCAUUGGCUUCGCGGUAGACUUGGGAAAUGUGUGGAGAUUUCCAUACAUUUGUUACCAAAACGGAGGCGGGGCUUUCCUAAUCCCCUACAUUGUCAUGGCGAUUUUUGGAGGGGUGCCACUCUUUUACAUGGAACUGGCACUGGGACAGUUCCACAGAACUGGUGCCAUAUCCAUAUGGAAACACAUAUGCCCCAUCUUCAAAGGCAUUGGGUAUGCGAUCUGUGUCAUCUCGCUCUACGUCUCAUUCUACUACAACACCAUCAUCGCCUGGGCACUCUUCUACUUCUACUCGUCCUUCGCCAGCGUCCUGCCCUGGACCAACUGUGACAAUGCCUGGAACACUGAAAACUGCACCAACUACUUCCUGAAAGACAACGUGACCUGGAAUAACUACUCCAGGUCACCUGCUGAGGAAUUUUACACGAGGAAUGUUCUGGAAAUCCACAAGUCCGAUGGGCUGAGUAACGUGGGGGGUGUUCGCUGGCAGCUGAUGCUCUGCCUCUUCCUCAUCUUCACUAUCGUUUACUUCAGUCUCUGGAAGGGAGUGAAGACAUCAGGGAAGGUAGUGUGGGUGACAGCCACCUUGCCCUAUGUGGUGCUCUUCAUCCUGUUGAUUCGUGGUGCCACCCUACCAGGUGCAUGGAAGGGAGUGGUCUUCUACCUCCAGCCCAAGUGGGAGAAACUCUUCGAGACCAGUGUGUGGGUAGAUGCUGCGGCUCAGAUCUUCUUCUCCUUGGGGCCAGGCUUUGGGGUACUCCUUGCCCUCUCCAGCUACAACCCCUUCACCAACAACUGUUAUCGUGACGCCAUAGUGACCAGCCUGGUGAACUGCCUGACCAGCUUCAUGUCUGGGUUUGUGAUCUUCACUAUGCUGGGGUACAUGGCAGAGAAGAGAAAUGUGAAUGUGGAGGAUGUGGCCAGAGACAAAGGUCCAAGCCUACUCUUCAUCACAUAUCCAGAGGCCAUAGCCAACAUGACAGGAUCAACGUUCUUCGCCAUUAUCUUCUUCGUGAUGAUGAUCACUCUUGGGCUUGACAGCACGUUCGGAGGACUGGAGGCUAUCAUUACUGCUGUGAUGGAUGAAUACCCUGAAUACCUGGCACACAGACGGGAGCUGUUUGUACUGGGCUUGGUCGUUGUGUGCUUUUUGGGCUCCCUCAGCACUCUUACCAAUGGUGGGGCCUAUGUGGUGAAACUGCUGGAGGAAUUUGGGGUGGGUUCCUCCAUCAUUGCUGUUGGUUUUCUUGAGGCCAUCGCUGUUUCCUGGUUCUAUGGUAUCACAAGAUUCAGCAAUGACAUUAAAUCCAUGUUAGGCUAUUAUCCUGGAUUAUUCUGGAAGGUGUGCUGGGUGGCUAUUAGUCCUGCAUUUCUAGCGUAUAUAAUAGUGAGCUCCCUGCUCAAGCCAGCGCCCCUCCAACUCUUUGACUACAAGUACCCAGACUGGAGCAUUACGGUGGGCUACAUCAUCGGUGCCUCAUCCUUCAUGUGGAUCCCCAUCUAUAUGGUCUACAAGCUGGUGUGGACCCCCGGAUCACUGAAACAGCGCCUAGCUGUGUGUCUGAGACCUGAGAGGACCAUUAUGCCAGAGAUCCACACAGACUCCCUCAACAUGAGUACUGUUCCAUAGAAGCACCCACGUUGCCAAGAACCCAGGCAGGCACAUUAUGUUGCUACCAACAGACUCCUGAACGAGAGCCAAAUCAGCAGACACAGAUCAAUCUCAUGGAGCAUUCGACAAAUCUUUUUUUCUGUAGCUCAAUGAGUACAAUAAACACAAAUAGUCUGUUAGUACAUCUGUAGAUGCUCUACAGAAUAUCUACAGACUAUCGGUAACAUUUCAACUAACUAUCUACUAAUCCUAACCCUAACUUU